AUGCAGACCCAGGCGCCGCCCACCCUCGUCUUCGUGCCCGGCUCUUGGCACCGGCCGAGCUGCUACAGCCGGAUCAUCGAGCCCCUGACCCGCGACCACAAUCUGCGGUGCGUCAGCGUCACGCUGCCCUCUACCAACGGCGACCCGGCCGCCACCUUCAAGGACGACCUCGACGCCGCCGUGCGCGCGGUCCGCGACGAGACCGAGCGCGGCCGCGAUGUCGUCCUCGUCGCCCACUCCUACGGCGGCAUGGUGGCCAACAGUGCCAUCAAGGGCUUCGCCGCCCAGCCAGCAGCGGCGCUGCGGCCGUCGCCGCCGAGCCCCGAGAGCACGGCCCGGGGCCACGUCGUCGGGCUCGUCCUCAUCGCCUCGGGCCACACCCUCACCGGCCUCGCCUUCAUGGACCCCUUCCUCGGCCGCCCGCCGCCGGCGUGGCGCGCCAACCGGGCCACGGGCUUCGCCGAGCUGGUCGCCGACCCGCGCGACUUCUUCUACCACGACCUGCCCGACGCGGACGCCGCGCGGUGCGUCGCGCAGCUCGCGCCGCAGAGCCUGCGCGCGCUGUACGAGGGCGCCGAGCACGCGUACGCCGGCUGGCUCGACGUGCCGAGCAUGUACGUCGGCACCCUCGAGGACAGGGGCCUGCCCGUCGCGGCGCAGCGCAUGUCGGUCGGCAUGGCGCGGGGCAUGGGCGCCCGCGUCGUGCACAGGGAGCUGCGGACCAGCCACUCCCCCUUCCUGAGCCAGCCGGACGCCGUCGUCGCGCUGAUCGUGGAGGCGCUCGACUAUUUCCGGGCUCAAGACCCCGGCAUGCCGCUGGCUAGGGUCGACAAGGCCACCGUUCCGGAGAACAAGUCUACCAUCGCAGACUCAUCACUGGAGUCCGACGACGUACCCAGUGAUGACACACCUCUUCCGAUCACAUCCGAAAUUGUCCGGAAGACGUACCUCAGUUGCCGAAGUCUCAAACAGCCUCUAGAAGUACUCGAAGAUAGCAUCACCAUCGACCUGCCCCGACUCCAGGGUCGGCAGGACAUCCAAGACCGGCCCAGCAAGGCUCAGGUGCACCUCUUCUUGAAGGGUGCUCCCGCCACUCUCAAGAUCUGCACUCAUCAAGGGGCUACUGCCGCAGGGCCACAGCUAGGAAGGAUGCUCGCGUCGCCCGACAAGUUCGCCACAAGCGCAGAGGCGGACUUCUGCAUGGUCCAUGAGCUGAGCAAUGAUCUCCCUCGCCCGUUUGGCGGCCGAGUAGAUUACCAGGUGCUGGUCCAGGCACCCGAGCCAUGUACGGAGCGAGGUCAACGCGUCGAACUGAUUCCCAUGAUGCGCUAG
This is a messenger RNA of Thyridium curvatum, 1332 nucleotides long. RefSeq lists its product as uncharacterized. NCBI's taxonomy places the organism in Eukaryota, Fungi, Ascomycota, Sordariomycetes, Thyridiales, Thyridiaceae. Bases 1 to 1332 code for a protein of 443 amino acids. The record is from RefSeq and is a predicted model, not a curated record. The transcript is spliced from 3 exons.